This is a messenger RNA of Scheffersomyces stipitis CBS 6054, 654 nucleotides long. RefSeq lists its product as uncharacterized. The transcript has a single exon. Lineage: Eukaryota; Fungi; Ascomycota; Pichiomycetes; Serinales; Debaryomycetaceae. The annotation marks the transcript as partial. Gene Ontology annotation, molecular function: 2 iron, 2 sulfur cluster binding. The record is from RefSeq and is a predicted model, not a curated record.
AUGGCUACCGCUACUGUUGCUAAGAUGCCCUCGGCUCCUCCUACGGAAACCACCACAGGUCCACUUUUGGCUGGCGAGCACACAUUGCCCGCUUCUUGGUGGACAAGUGAAAGCAUUUUUGACUUGGAAAAGAGAGCCAUUUUUAACAAGUCGUGGAUGUUUUGCACUCAUGCUUCCAGAUUCCAGAAGGCUGGAGACUAUUACUCUUACACUGUUGCUGGGAUCAACUUUUUCAUAAUCAAAUCCAAGGUCGACGGCAAGUUGAAGGCAUUCCACAAUGUCUGCAGACACAGAGCAUAUCCUGUAGUCAGAAAGGAGAAGGGUUCUUCCAUUGUUUUGGGUUGUAAAUAUCAUGGAUGGAGUUACGACACUGAUGGCAAGUUGAGAAAGGCACCUCAUUUCGACAAUGUGGAAGGUUUUGAAAAGGAAGAAAACUCGUUGUUUCCAAUCAAAACUCACACUACAGAUCAGGGUCUUGUUUUCAUCAACUUCGACAACGACGAAUCUGAAGAUUUCAUACCUUUCGAUAAAUGGUUUGAAGGUCUUAACGUUGAACUCAACGAAUUUGAUUUCGGCGACUACGAAUACCACAUGUCCUACGAGUUAGACGGUCAAUUUAACUGGAAGACUCUUAUGGAUGGCUACCAAGAAUGU